GAAUAGUUCUCGAAUCAAGACAUCUCCCGCCCGCCUUUGCUGCCGAAGCAAGCAGGAAAUCGUGUUUUUUUUCCUCUCCCGGAUUACUAUGCGACACGCGUUUUAAGUUACAAACACGGAAUCGUCAUGAGUUCAAAUAGAUCACCAAAUACAGCCGCUGAUGACCGACUUGACCCUGAGGAAGAUAAACAAUUGGCAGCAGCCACCCGUGAGGCUAACCGUCUCCCAGAGCUCCGUCUGAUCCUGCUUGGCUGGAGAUGGCCAGGUAAAAGCCUGACUGGCAAUACUAUUCUGGGCCGUGAAGAGUUUCGUCUGGAACGAGCAGCUGAAUUCUGUGUGAAACGUGAAACCGAGAUCGAUUUGCGCCAAGUAACGGUAGUAGACACUCCUGGCUGGUUCUCAGCCCAGACCACACCAGCAGACUAUCAGCAGGAGAUGGUACGAAGCGUUAGCAUGUUGCAACCUGGACCCCACGCAUUCCUGCUGGUCAUACCAGUGGGCAUGUUCACCGAAACGGACCGCGCUCGUAUAGAAGAGAACUUGGCUUUGUUUGGUGAGGACGUGUGGAAGCACACCUUGGUGGUGUUCACCUGGGCUGAGAUUUUGAAGGACAGGUCUAUAGAAAGGCAUAUACGAAGAGAAGGUCGUGACCUUCAGUGGGUGCUGGACAAAUGUAAGAAGAGAUAUCAUGUGAUCAAUAACUAUAUUUUUGGUGAGCACCCACAGCUGCCUCAGCUGAUGGAGAAGGUUGAGAAGAUUGUAGCUGAAGAGGGCGGCUGCUUCAUCCUCAAGCAAGACGAAAUAAAAACACAAAAUCAACUUCAAAGUCUAAAUCUAAAUUCCAAUUCUGUGAAGGAGAACAGGGAACUUGGGGCUAGACCAAAACAGAAUGGAUCCUGCAACUCACUGCGGUCAAUGGAUGUGGAUCCUCCACAAAAAGAAAGAAACUCAUAAAAGUUUGGAACCACUUAAGGGUGAACAAAUUAUUUGGUUGAAGAAGUGAGUGACUAACGCUGUGUGAACCGAUCCAGUGCUGCUGCACUCAUUACCUCAAUUCCAUUCGCACUUAAUUGUGUCUAAAUUAUUAUUCCCAUAUACAGUUUAAGUCAAAAUUAUUCGCCCUCCAGUGAAUCAUUUUUCUUUUUCAAAUAUUUUCCAAAUGGUGUUUAACAGAGCAAGGAAUUUUUUUCACAGUAUUUUCUAUAUUAUUUU
Messenger RNA from Danio rerio (zebrafish), 1212 nucleotides. Lineage: Eukaryota; Metazoa; Chordata; Actinopteri; Cypriniformes; Danionidae. The record is from RefSeq and is a predicted model, not a curated record.